GUAGUACCACAUCUGGCUGGCAAGCCUUGCAUGCCGACGCAGCAUCUUCGCCCUUAUCGUCUUCCUUCUCCCUCUUGCACUAAAUUCACAAUUCCCAACCCACAACAUCAUCAUUUUGCAGACAAUUCGUUGCAUAAGCCGCGAGAAGUCGAAGGGAUUGUUUUUUGUAUUAUUCUGUUUUCGACAGACAGAGAGGAUUCACAGGCAAGAUGGUGGACGCAGCGGCCUUGAUCAUCGGUGUCAUCCUGUUCGUGCUCCUCUCACCGGGGCUGCUGUUGCAGAUUCCUGGGGAUGAUCGCCCAAUCGAGUUCACCAACCAGCGGACAAGCAUAGCGUCCAUCGUGGUGCACGCCGUCGUCUUCACGCUGGUCUUCUACCUGUUGCAGCUCCUAUUCCACGUCCAUGGCGGAAUGUAGACCACCCUUGUUGCACAUCCCCAAGCAGGGAAGUGAAGGAACAGGAAAGCUACCGAGAUAUCUUCUGGAAUUUGGUGACUCGUGUGCUGUUAGUAAGUUGAUGACCUGUAGCUUUGUUCAGCCCACCAGUUUUUAGUGCUUGCGGAUAACGCUGAAGUGGCCAGUCCUGUUGUGUUGAUAUGUAUAUUUGAAUCAUACUAUUUGCAGGACGCUGAAAAAUACUAAGCCCUGCAGCAAUUAUCUUUUAUCUAUUGUUUA
This is a messenger RNA of Physcomitrium patens, 674 nucleotides long. RefSeq lists its product as uncharacterized. The record is from RefSeq and is a predicted model, not a curated record. NCBI's taxonomy places the organism in Eukaryota, Viridiplantae, Streptophyta, Bryopsida, Funariales, Funariaceae.